Molecule: messenger RNA, 780 nt
Organism: Pisolithus orientalis
Lineage: Eukaryota; Fungi; Basidiomycota; Agaricomycetes; Boletales; Pisolithaceae
Product: Ndufs4, NADH dehydrogenase Fe-S protein 4
Exons: 5
Coding region: 113-646 (177 amino acids)
Biological process (GO): electron transport chain
Source: RefSeq, a predicted model, not a curated record
UCCACGAGCUUAGCCACCGGCAUUUACCGGAGAUUGUGGUCUCGUUACAAGCUUCCAUUCGGUCAUCUGGGUGUUUACUUGAACUGACUUGCGCAAGUCAGAGUCAGAAACAAUGUCUCUCCUUCGUGUUUGCGGUACGACCCUCAAGAGGCCAGCAGCGGCUGUGUCACACGCUUGCGCUCGUAGUUUUGCCUCCGACACACCUGCCCAACCAGUCCAAGCUCGGGAACCCGCGGAGAAGGAAAGUCAACAAAUAUCACAACCGAUUCAUGGUGAAGUGUUCACAGCUGAUGUCGUGAGUGGCGCGCCUGGCGAACUGCGUCACCGCGCGGUGCGCAUCUUCCAGUCUACGCGCAACACCAUGCAGUCCGGUCCUGCAAAGUCAGAACGAUGGCGUAUUGAUUGGGACAUCCUUCAGGGUGGCGGUCGCUGGGAAAACCCGUUGAUGGGCUACGCCAGUUCCGCGGAUUAUAUGCAGGGGACACGGCUAUCAUUCUCAACCAAGGAAGCAGCUAUACAUUUUGCGGAGAAGCAAGGUUGGGAUUACUACAUUCAACCCUCGACCGUCAAGAGAAUUCCUCCCAAGAACUAUGCGGAGAACUUUGUCUAUAAACCACAUAAGUUGCGGAUAGUACGCACGAAGUAGAAUGCUUUAGAUACUUUCCGCAGGUUCACUAGAUGAUUAGGUAACUCGGUUCGCUUUUGUAUUGGUUCGUCUGGUUCGUUCGAUCCGGUAUGAACUGGUUUGUGUACCCGGUGUGUUCGGCGAAUCAAAAGAGG